AGCACCCAAAGGAAUAAUGUAAGUUGUGUGAAAUGUUUGGAACACAAAUCUUAAUUGAUGUGACAUCUUAUCAGGGAACCUAGCGAGACCUUUCUUCUGGGUUCAAAUAUCCUAGUUAAGCCAACAUAUGUGACAAGAUGUAAACAACACUAUGAAGGAUUAAUUUAAACAUGUAGCCUUAAUGGAUGUACAAUCAUCAAGAAACAGUUUUAUUCCCGUCUGGUCAACCCAAUCUUGUUGUUUCGUCUCGUAUGUUGUUAUAGUUUGUUGUUCAAUAUGGCUUAUGCCAUUAGAUGGAAACGGUAAAGCCUACAAAGGAUUAACGUAAAUCUUCUUAAGGUACGUUCUUUAACUAUUGAUUAGUCAAUAAAGGAGAGUUAACCCAGGUAGUGAACAAUGGGUAUCGAUGAGAUCGAACAGAUUAGUGACACAAUGAAUUAAUACUUCUAAAGAAAAAUGAAGAGAUUAGCCUAGAAAAUCACACUGUUGAGCCUAAAAUCUUUAAUUUCUUUAUCGAGACCAGUAAAUCAUUUAAUAGUAGUAAUGAAGUAAACGAACUGCGGGUUUACAUGCAUAAGGUGAACAAUUUACAAAAGACUCACAAUUACCUUUGAAAGUAUAGAAUUAGCUGGUGGCUUGUACGUCUGCUUCCAUAGUACUUCCGUGGUGACAUCGCCGACAACUAGAAGUAAACUCGACCCUGUGAUUAGAAUAUUUUGCAAUCUCUCCAUGUGUAACCUGUGGUAAUGGAAUUGGUUUAGAUGGAAUUUCUUCCCUUUAUUUAGAAAACAUAAUAAUUGGGCUCAGCUAAUCGAGUUGCCCCAAUUGGUGGUGGUGGAUAUUAGAAUGCAUUUAUGCUAACCUCUAUGCAUAACUACAACAGUCUUUUAUUUUAUACUAAAAAAAAUAUUUUGGUGAUGGUAAAAGAUGUGAUAGUUUUAUGGAUGUGUUAGAAUAUGUGUGAAUAAUUGUGGCUUAACUAGAGGAGGAGAUGGGUGAAACGCGUGUAAAUGAUCAGACAAUGGCGAGUGGGCCCUCGGAUGAUACCCAAAACAACCCAAAGACAACAUCACUUCAAUUAUCAGCAUCGGAUUACACAACGAUAUCCAUAAAACAGAACAAUGGGAAUGCAGACUCUGUUUCAUCAGAACUAGGUGACAAAGGACGCGAUCAAACUAAAACAUCAAAGGAUGCGAUUCAGAAGAGAUCUAGUGCGAAGAUGGGGAUUCAGAAAGGUGGUGCCUAUGAAGAAAAAGAACCGUCAUUACUGAUAUCUUCUAAUGCUAUCAAUGUACCUGCCAAUAGUGCUUCCGAUACCACAAAUUCAAGGACUUCCAACACUCUCAAUCAAAAAUCUUUGACUCCGUCAGCAAAAAGCAACGAUGCUGUUCGUGACAGACACGCAUUCACGGACUCUCGGACCAAGGGGGGUAACUCUGUUAUCGAUGACGAUGUUAGUGAAAUUAGCCCCAAUCGUAGUGUCUAUAAUCAAACUACUGAGGAUUCGCAGCGUUUAUUGGACUGCGACGACAAACAGUCAACAGAACAAUCAGCAGUAAAGCGUUUAAUUAAUUGUAGCUGUGGACAUUACUGCAUCUGUAACAAAUCAAAAGAAAUAUUGACGACUUCGAUGUACGCUGCUCUCAACCUGUGUGGGUGGGUUGAACCCAGAAAGGAUACCGAAAUAAAACCUAAAACGUCGUAUGUUAAAAGGAGGCCUUCUCCAGCUGUGUUUCAGAGAUUAGCUCGAGAAGGUAAAGAAAAGACAUAUGCCUUCAAACAUCACAGGGACACGUCGAACUAUAUGCAUGAUUAUAGAGACGAGUUUACCGUUGGAGGAGCUGGGGAUUUAUCGCGAGUUCCUCCUGUCAUGGGACGAGAUAUACCCGAUCCUUAUGCUAUGAAACCUAGCAAUGUUUGUUCCCUUGCUGGUAGUAUUGAUUUCAAUACGCUGUUAAUCAGUAAUAGAAUUGGUUUAGUAACGGAAGUUUGUUCUUUGAAUCCAUCAGCAAUUGGUUUAGCAGGUGGAAAGAGAUUUGUGGAAGAAUCGAACAGGCAGAUGUCCAAACGGAACUAUCCAAAUUUAUCUCCUGUUCGACAUAAUAACACUCCCUGUUCACCCGAAGACGACCCAUCGACGCCUUCGACAACAGUGGUCAACGUUAAUCAAUUUAUGGAGCCACAUUUACCACAAAUCCGAGUAAGACCCUGUUCAACUCCAGUGUCAUCACUAUCCCACAGGAAUCCAAAUGGUGGAACCAAGAUGUUAUCGAGCAGCACUCAAUUUAAUGGGGAAAUUGUGGGGGUAAAACAUAGGUUGCCCAUGGCAACAACGUGUAAUAUGUCUGCUUUAUGCAAACCAAGUGCAGGAAGUGAAGUCUACGGAGAACUUAAAACUGUUUCGGACACCUGCAGGAAAACACAUAGUUUUCGAAAUCCCGCCAAGAAAAUCCAUGUGCCUCCAAAUAUGAAACCUUCAUCGAACACAAAUAAUGUUGAUAAAGUUAAUAUGGAAGAAACUGUUUGUGAAUCUAGUCAACGUAACCAAAGCAACAAUGGUUGUCGUGGUUGCACGCGCAUCUCCUCUUUGUUGCAUGGCAAAAUGAAAUUAACCAAGCAAAAUAUGAAAAGUAAACCUCCUGCUUAUAAUCAAUGCAAACCUAUGAAUGAAAUCCCGGUAAACACAUAUUAUAGACUCCAAAAGUUACCAAUUGGAUAGUGUUAACAAUGGGGGCGAUACGUUGUAUCCCAACGUUCAGGGCCGGUUUUUUGCGCAUUUGACCAAUUUCGUCCCCCCCCCCGCACUAAAAAGGGGCGCCGUAUACACGAUGGGUGCUAUUUCGCCCGUAUACGCCGGACAUGUCCUACGCUAUUUUCCAAACGUCCGACCAGGAAUAUGCCCAUUCGGACAUCAAGAUAUGGUGAAUAAUAUUCAAAUUUCCAAUGUACUAUACAUGUAUUAAUUAAUUACUAAUUGUGAUGUAAAGAAUAGUUGGCCUUAAAUAUGAAUGAAUAUAGGCCUAGUUAAAGUUAUUCAUAUCCUGUAACUUCGGACCUCCCAAAUUUGGCCCCGCAUUUUUCACAACCGGCCCUAGCAACGUCCUUAACACAUUUAUAUAUUGUUCUAUUGUUUUAAAUAAGAGAGGUGCGAAACCACAUGCCCGAACGCAAUUAAGCCAAAUCGACGUUUAAGUUUCCUCAACUCCUUUAGAAUUUAGCUCCAGUUGGACUUGAUACCCUGUUUUAAUACCCAAGACUCGCUCCCACGACACUCCUUUUCAGACGUUUUUAUACAAGUAUUAGAGCCAUGAAGAAUCAUCUUUAACACCUACUUAUGAAAGAACAAUUACUGAUUUUUUAGGCGACGUUUCGAAGAGUAUUCUCUCGACGUUUUCAGGCAACAGAUGUCAUUUAGAGCUUAUUAUCCCAUCUGAGUUUAAAUCAGCGACUGACGGUACAAGACUGCAAUCCAGCAGUUUCAAAUAUAAAGUAUUGGCAUAGCAAAUUGAGACAGCUUAUCCUAUAUUUUAUAUCAUUAUGAAUACCUUUGAAGUGAGAAAAGGUAGCCUAACCCUACAGUUAGGGAAACUAAAUGACAGUAUAUUUUCAGAAAUUAUGUAAAAAAAACUUUUAUUGGUAUGGGCUUUUUGUUUUGAUUGAGUUUUCGUUAUGCAUUGUGUUUAUUGUUAUU
Messenger RNA from Patella vulgata (common limpet), 3691 nucleotides. RefSeq lists its product as uncharacterized. Bases 992 to 2719 code for a protein of 575 amino acids. NCBI's taxonomy places the organism in Eukaryota, Metazoa, Mollusca, Gastropoda, Patellidae. The record is from RefSeq and is a predicted model, not a curated record. The transcript has 3 exons.